Molecule: messenger RNA, 2162 nt
Organism: Apis dorsata (giant honeybee)
Lineage: Eukaryota; Metazoa; Arthropoda; Insecta; Hymenoptera; Apidae
Product: glucose dehydrogenase [FAD, quinone]
Exons: 4
Coding region: 148-2022 (624 amino acids)
Molecular function (GO): flavin adenine dinucleotide binding; oxidoreductase activity, acting on CH-OH group of donors
Source: RefSeq, a predicted model, not a curated record
GAGAAGAUUAGUAGCUAAUGUAAAAAGGCAGUGUCGUGAUGAAAAUUUCAUGUAUAUCGAUUAUUUAGAAGAAAAGAAGCUUCUAGAUUGUAUUGCAUUUGCUAUCUCUUCAGAAGUAGAUUGAUAAGAAGAAGAAAAAAAAAAAGAAUGGGUAUCGAGAGCGUUUUAACUGGAGGCCUGACCUCGGCAUCCAGCGGACUUUCAUGGUUCUUUCCGGUGCUCGCUGCAGCCCUCGUUUAUUUCGAGUACGAAGUGAUGGACAACGAGGCACCACCGAUUAAUAUACCCUCUGAAGUGCUCUUGCCUGCUUAUGACUUUAUCGUGGUGGGAGCUGGUUCAGCAGGAGCUGUAGUGGCAAGUCGCCUGUCUGAGAUAGAAAAUUGGAACGUGCUUCUUCUGGAGGCUGGCGGCGACGAAACGGAAAUCUCUGAUAUUCCUCUGCUUGCCGGAUAUCUACAGCUUAGCCAACUCGAUUGGCAAUACAAAACUGAACCUGAUGGACAGUCCUGUCUAGCGAUGAGCAACGGCCGCUGCAACUGGCCACGUGGGAAAGUAAUAGGAGGGAGCAGCGUGCUCAACUACAUGCUCUACCUUCGCGGCAACAAGAAGGACUACGACAUAUGGGAGAGUCAAGGGAACCGGGGAUGGUCCUUCAAGGACGUGCUCUACUACUUCAAGAAAUCUGAGGACAAUCAAAACCCUUACCUGACCAGAACACCCUACCACGCAACAGGAGGUUACCUGACUGUCCAAGAGGCGCCUUGGCACACUCCGUUGGCAACUGCCUUCAUCCAAGCCGGCCAAGAGAUGGGAUACGAGAACAGGGACAUCAAUGGGGAGCAGCACACCGGUUUUAUGAUCGCCCAGGGAACGAUCAGACGUGGGAGUCGAUGCUCCACGGCGAAGGCAUUCCUCAGGCCUGCAAGGCUUCGCAAGAACUUGCACAUCGCCAUGCAAUCGCACGUGACGAAAAUCCUGAUAGAUCCAAAGUCCAAGAGGGCGUACGGGGUGGAGUUCGUCAGGGAUCAGAAGAUGUUCCGUAUCCGUGCGAAGAAGGAAGUGAUAGUUUCAGGUGGUUCCAUCAAUUCCCCCCAAUUGCUCAUGUUGUCGGGCGUCGGGCCCAGGGAGCACUUGUCCAAGCACGGUAUACCGGUUGUCCAGGAUUUAAGAGUCGGAUACAAUAUGCAAGAUCACGUGGGUUUGGGAGGGCUCACGUUCCUAGUCGACAAGGAGAUCUCUAUGGUGGAGAAGAGGUUGCACACAGUGCAAACGGUGAUGCAAUACGCGAUAUUUGGGAACGGGCCCCUGACAGUGCUCGGCGGUGUGGAGGGUCUGGCUUUCGUCAACACCAAGUACGUGAACGCCUCUGACGAUUUCCCGGACAUAGAGCUUCAUUUCGUGUCCGGCUCGACCAACUCUGACGGCGGUAGACAGAUCAGGAAGAUUCACGGGUUGACGAAGAAGUUCUACGACGCUGUUUACGGGGCCCUCAACGACAUGGACGUGUGGAGCGUGAUACCCAUGCUUUUAAGGCCUAAAAGCAAAGGUGUUAUCAAGUUGCGCAGCAAGGAUCCCUUCGCCCAUCCGUUGAUAUAUCCUAAUUACUUCAAGGAGCCGGAGGAUAUAGCCACGCUUGUCGAAGGUGUUAAGAUAGCCGUCGCUUUGAGCAGGACCCAGGCCUUCAGACGUUUUGGGAGCGAGGUGAAUUCGAAACAUUUUCCAGGCUGCAAGAAUAUCCCUAUGUACAGUGACCCGUAUUGGGAGUGCAUGAUCAGGCAUUACACGGUCACUGUUUACCAUCCCGUGGGCACGUGCAAGAUGGGCCCUUAUUGGGACCCGGAGGCUGUCGUCGAUCCCGAGCUCAGGGUUUACGGAAUCAACGGGUUGAGGGUGAUCGACGCCUCCAUCAUGCCGAAUUUAGUCAGUGGGAAUACGAAUGCACCUGUUAUCAUGAUCGGGGAGAAGGGAUCCGAUAUGAUAAAGGAGUUUUGGUUGAAGAGAAGGAGUAGGAGAACUGUGUAGCUGGUUUUGCGAAGUAAUUUCGACCCUCUGUGUAUAUAUGAAUAUAUGAAUAUAGUUGUUUGUAAAUUGAUCGAUUGUAAAUAUUGAUUGGACGAUUAUAUUUUUAAUAUAAUUUAAGACACGAUGAAUUUGUAAAAAAA